CGGGUUUGAGUCCUGCUGCGGUGCCGAACAGCAAACAUGCGAUUCGGGCAACAAGCGUGCCUCCAACACGGAACAGUUCUUUAGGUAACAUUCACAUGGAGCGGUCUUCAAUGGCAGGAAAAAGUCGGAAAAGCCAGGCAUUGGGACAACUCGGAGGCGCUGCUUCUCCACAGCAGUCUUGGCGGAGCAGUCUUGGCGGAUCUCCACCGCAGCAACAGCCUCAGGUGGAUCCGGAAUCCGGAUUGCUCAUACCUACUGGUGUGACCAACAUGACAGCAAACUUUGUGGCUGCUGCCGGAGCCUCGCCACCUCCUGGCGUUGGCAAUAGCAGAACUUCUAGCGCUAUCAACCGCAAUACCCUGAAAAGCGGAGGCGGCGGUGGCUUAGUCGAUGCGAUAUUUCCCAGUGCUGCUGGCAAGCGAGCUUCUAUGAGGACUAUGGCCCGAGGAAGCAAUGCCCGAAUUGUGCAGACAGAAGGUGAAGAUGGAUCCCCCAUUGACGCAGAUGAAGGCGAAGAAGGUAACGCUGCUGGAGAUUGCAACGACCCCCUCCCUGCUCCAGGUCGUAGUCGUAGCAUCAUUCGUGGUGGACGUCGUGCCUCCGUGCUUUUUCCG
Messenger RNA from Amoebophrya sp. A25, 614 nucleotides. The record is from the annotation of a GenBank genome assembly. NCBI's taxonomy places the organism in Eukaryota, Dinophyceae, Syndiniales, Amoebophryaceae.